CUGUGGUGACUCCCGACCAUCCCCCGGUACCGGCGCGGGAUGGCCGUGACCUAACCCCGGUGCGAUGGAGCAGCCCCGACACCGGGACGCGACCGGGGGUGUCCCCGGGGGGAGCGGGCCCGCGGGGGGCUCCAGCGGAGCCUGGAACGGGACCUGCGGCCACCCCGGUACCGGCACCGGCACGGCGGGCGACGACGACGACGAAAGCGGCGAGCGCGACCCUCCUGUCCCCAACCCCGGUGGCGUCUCCGGUCCCGGGGGUGUCCCCGACACCGUCCCCACCCCCGGGGGUCGCUGCGGCUGCCGGGGUCCCCCGGCCGCUCCCCCGAGCCCCACCCGGGACAUCUCGUGUGGACUCGGUUGCCGCCACCGGGGAUCCCCGGACGGCAACGGCGACACGCAGAGAACGCGACGGCGACAACGACAACGCCACGAGGAGCACGACGAGGAACGAGGCGACGACAGGAGGGGACAGCGGGGCUUCCUGCGGGUGGCCCGGGCGGGGGUCGCGCUGUGCCUGCGGCUGCUCGGGGCUCUCCUGGCGCUGCUUCUCCUCUUCCUCCUCCUCCUCCUCGGGGGGCUCCGCUCCCUCCUCCGCGGGGGCUCCGCGGGGCUCCGCCGCUGCCGGGAGCUGUUGAGCGAGCGGUUUCAACGACGGGCGAGUCGCUGCGGCGUUCCCGGAGGUGACAGCGGGCAGGAGGUGACACGUUUGGUGGCCAUGGCCGAAGUGGCCGAGGAAGAGCUGGACCCGUUCCGGGUGCUCGGGGUGGACAGCACGGCGAGCGAUGCCGAGCUCCGGCGGGCGUACCGGAGGUUGGCGGUGCUGGUGCACCCCGAUAAAAGCCGUGACCCCCGGGCGGAGGCGGCGUUCAAGGUGCUGCGGGCAGGCUGGGAGAGGGUGAGCAGCCCCGAGAGGCGCCGCGAGUACGAGACGAAGCAGCUGGCCCAGGGCGAGCUGGCGCGGGCGCUGGGCGCGUUCCUGGGCCGGCUGCAGGAGGAGCUCAGGGACGCCAUGGACGCCAUGGGCUGCACGCGCUGCGGGGGACGCCACAGGCGGUUCCCCCUGGACAGGGACCCCCGUGGUGCCCGGUACUGUGCCGAGUGCGGGGGGUGGCACGCGGCCGAAGAGGGUGACCUGUGGGCAGAGUCCAGCCUGCUCGGCCUCAAGGUCACCUACCUGGCCCGCAUGGACGGCCACAUCUACGAUGUCACCGAGUGGGCGGGCUGCCAGCGUGUGGCCAUCUCCCCGGACAGCCACCGUGUCCCCUACCACCUGUCCUUUGGCGCCAGGACAGCCACACCGGCCGGACGCCAGCGGGCACCCCCCAAGGGCAGCCCCCCCUCUCCUACCGAGCUCCAGGAUUUCCUGGCUCGCAUUUUCCAGGGAAAUCCCAGCUCGGGGGAAGCCGGGGGGGCUUUCCCCACCCCCCCCGGGGCUGCGGGACCCCCCCAGGGACCCCCCCAGGGACCCCCCCAGGCCCAGGGGGGCCCCCCCAGGGGGGACACGAAGCACAAGAGGAGGAAGAAGGGGCGGCGGCCGCUGCCGCGCUGAGAAGACCCCCGACCCCCACCCCAAAAAAAGGGCUUGGAAUAAAACUCUAUUUUUCUUU
Molecule: messenger RNA, 1610 nt
Organism: Cinclus cinclus
Lineage: Eukaryota; Metazoa; Chordata; Aves; Passeriformes; Cinclidae
Gene: DNAJC14
Product: DnaJ heat shock protein family (Hsp40) member C14
Exons: 7
Coding region: 65-1552 (495 amino acids)
Molecular function (GO): dopamine receptor binding
Source: RefSeq, a predicted model, not a curated record